Linum trigynum is the source of this 468-nucleotide messenger RNA. The record is from the annotation of a GenBank genome assembly. Lineage: Eukaryota; Viridiplantae; Streptophyta; Magnoliopsida; Malpighiales; Linaceae.
CAACGCACCUCAACAGCUAGCUAGCAACUGCCAUCCAUCACCCUUGCUCUCCUUGUUUAGCUAUAGAGACAAACAAUUAAUUAAUUAGCAAAAAUGGAUAGAGUAGUGAGAGAGUUGGCGUCGAAGAAGGCGGCUGUGAUCUUCACCAAGAGCUCCUGCUGCAUGUGCCACAGCAUCAAGCAGCUCUUCUACGAGCUCGGCGCCAGCCCCGCGAUCCACGAGCUGGAUCGCGAGGCCCAUGGAAGAGAGCUGGAGUGGGCCCUCAGAAGUCUGGGCUGCCCCGCCGUGCCCGCCGUGUUCAUCGGAGGGAGAUUCGUCGGCUCCGCCAAAGAGAUCUUGUCCCUUCACCUCGAUGGCUCCCUCAAGCAGAUGCUUAUACAUGCAAAUGCCAUCUGGUUCUAGCCCACCUACUCCAUCUAUUCUUCAUCAUCACCUAAUCCUCUGCAAUAAUAUAUACCUGAUAAUUAC